GUCAGUACCUGACCAGCCGAGCUGUGGUUCGUACGUCGGAUUGCGUGUGGCCGGCAGUAACAGCUUGGUCACCAUGCCUCGGUGGGAGACGGCUUGUGUAUUAAUAAUAAUAAUAACAAUCAUCAGCAGCAUAUAAUUUAUUCAGAGUUCACGGAAGAAAUCAUUACUCUGAAUGUGUUUUUUCUGUACUGUGAGUAAAAUGUUGUCUAAAUAAAGAUCUGUGGGGUGGGAAGGACCUCGACCAGAGGAAGACCUCGACCAGAGGAAGGCCUCGACCAGAGGAAGACCUCGACCAGAGAAAGACCUCGACCAGAGGAAGACCUCGACCAGAGGAAGACCUCGAGGUAAACUGAGUGAGUUAUAUAACUACGACCUUCACCACGAACAGUUCUCGUGAUUCUAUUGACAAAUAAAUCCCAGUGAAGUUUGUGUUGCAGGAGAGGAUGCAGAGCACCACAGCUGCCUCCAGGCCUCCUCCAGGAGUCGCCUUCAACAUCAAGAACAAGUUGGAUCGGUGUCUUAGUAGGAAGACACUGUACCGACGUCUGCCCUUCCUUACCUGGCUCAGGAGCUACAACACAGAAUGCCUGAUGGGGGACCUGAUAGCUGGCUUCACCGUUGGCCUCAUGAUGAUACCCCAGGCGCUGGCUUACGGUCUCGUAGCUGGUCUUCCUCCAAGUUAUGGGCUGUACUCUGCCUUCAUUCCCUGCUUCGUAUACUUCCUGCUGGGGUCGACCAGUGAGCUCAGUAUCGGACCAACAGCCAUCAUGUCCAUCAUGACGUACCAGUAUAGCGGUCAGGGCGGGGGUGACUAUGCUGUUCUCCUCGCCUUUAUGGCUGGCAUCAUAGAACUGGUCGCUGGCAUCGUCAACUUAGGGUUUAUCAUCAACUUCAUCUCUCAGCCAGUCAUCAGUGGGUUCACCUCAGCUGCAGCUAUCAUCAUAGCUUCGUCCCAGCUUAAGCUACUGUUUGGUCUUCGUCUCAAGACCAAAGGGCUGAUCGACACUUGGGUGAAAGUCUUCUCAAAUAUCCAAGAUUUACGAUGGCAGGACCUCACACUCGGCCUCAUCUGCAUUGUCGUCCUCUUCCUCCUGAAGGAGGUUCGCAGUGUGCGGUGGUCGUGUCUGGACAACAACAGUCGUAGUCUGCGUCAGCGGGUUUUAAGAAAUACUAUUUUCUAUCUCUCUGCUGGACGCAAUGCUAUUGUUGUUAUUAUUUCUUCCGUCAUCGCCUAUUACCUCGACGGGGAUGAACAGCCAUUUAUAAUUUCAGGUUACGUGGAGCCUGGAAUCCCAGCUGCUUCUCUUCCACCAUUCUCCACUGAGAUCAAUAACCAGACCAUAACAUUUACGGAGAUCAUGAGCGACAUUGGCAUUGGUUUAGUAAUGGUGCCAUUCAUUGCCAUUCUUGACCUUAUUGCCAUUGUCAGUGCCUUUGCUAAAGGAAGAACCUUUGAUGCUACACAAGAGAUCAUCGCUUUAGGCCUCGCCAAUGUAAUUGGAUCCUUUUUUGGCUAUAUUCCCAAAUCCACACUGGCAGCAUUAAUCAUCAGCGCUGUGUUUCAUCUCAUUGACUACGAGAUCUUGGCUCCUCUCUGGAGGAGUAAGAAGACCGACCUGAUACCUCUUAUAGCUACCUUCUUGGCCUGCCUCUUGUGGGGACUCGAGUGGGGAAUCUUGAUUGGUAUCGGUGUCAAUCUCUCAAUGCUUCUGUAUUCCAUUGCUUCACCCACCGUUAACGUGGCUGUUGUUCCAUCAAAGAAUGAUGAUAGAGGAUAUGUUCUGGUUACUCCUUGCUACGGUCUCAGUUACCCCAGCACUUCACACAUCCGUGGUGCCGUCAGGAAGGCUGGGCUCCGGCAGGCUGCUGGUUCUCUUCCUGUUGUUAUUGACUGUUCCUGCAUUGAUACCACUGACUAUACAUCAGCUAAGGGCAUAAAGGGGAUGAUAGAGGAGUUCCAUCAGCGUGGGCAGAGUCUUGUGUUCUUGGGCAUGAAGCCGAGCAUCAUCCAGAUCGUUCAAGCUCUUCACAAAGACAUCAGGAUUUGCUCCAGCUUUGAUGUUUUGUCUGAGGUCCUGGCAGAUGAUGACGCAGUGUCGGAGGUGGAAACUGUGGAAUGUACCAGCCGCCACCCAGGAGGAGACAUACUUCUUCCUGUUCUGACAUCCAAACCUUCACCUGACACCUCCACAGCUUUCCACGACCAGAUGUAGCACACCUUUACUACUAUUUUGACCAGAAAUAGUAACCCUCUUCAAGGCCGAGUAAGCGGUGAAACAGGUCAACAAGUCUGUCGAAAAUCUAGAACGCUAGAAGUCAAUGGGCAUGUAUCUUCCUCGAAGCUUCAGGAGCAUAUGUUGAGGUCCCUAGUCCAGCUCAUGUGUUGAGGUCCCAAGUCCAGCUCAUGUGUUGAGGUCCCAAGUCCAGCUCAUGUGUUGAGGUCCCAAGUCCAGCUCAUGUGUUGAGGUCUCAAGUCCAGCCCAAUGACUUUACCCUAGAGAAGGUGAUUCUGGCACUGAGUACUUAUGACUGCUGAGAGACGAAGUCCAGAAUUUCAUGUUCUCUCUGUGUGCCAAUGAGUAAUUAGAGAAAUAAGAACAUUUUGAUAAUUUCAUCCUACAACAUGGAAUGUUCACUGCAGUACUUAUUCAUCAGUAUCAGAUGAAAACCGUUAUAUCAUAGACUCAACUGAAGCAUAAGCAAUAUGCUGUCUUCACAACAGCAUAUUCUGUCUUCAUAAUAGCAUAUUACGUGUCCUUGUAACAGUAUAUUAUAUGUUCUCAUAAUGUUAUGGGAAAGAAGGCUAUAUCUGGUACAUAUUGUUGAAGGCAUCCUGGCUCUCCAUGUAUGACCAGAUAGACCAGCAGACCCAUAACGUAAUAGUGAUACAACCUUAUGUUAAUUUUCACAACCUGCUUACAUGGCAACCUCGUCAUGCAAGCAGAUAGGCUUAAUUAAAGAAUUCACUUCCAAUAGGCUGUGGAGCUCUCCAAAAUUCUGAUACAAGUUAUUUUAUACAAUGUAAGAGCGACUCUGUGCCAUGCAAAUGAUGUACAAAAAAGAGAUGAAUAAAAAAAUC
Molecule: messenger RNA, 3079 nt
Organism: Cherax quadricarinatus
Lineage: Eukaryota; Metazoa; Arthropoda; Malacostraca; Decapoda; Parastacidae
Source: RefSeq, a predicted model, not a curated record